Carlito syrichta (Philippine tarsier) is the source of this 2112-nucleotide messenger RNA. It is a transcript of the gene TAF6, whose product is annotated as TATA-box binding protein associated factor 6. The coding region runs from base 6 to 1958 and encodes 650 amino acids. The record is from RefSeq and is a predicted model, not a curated record. The transcript is spliced from 12 exons. Gene Ontology annotation, biological process: RNA polymerase II preinitiation complex assembly; transcription initiation at RNA polymerase II promoter. Gene Ontology annotation, molecular function: protein heterodimerization activity; transcription coactivator activity; RNA polymerase II general transcription initiation factor activity. Gene Ontology annotation, cellular component: SLIK (SAGA-like) complex; SAGA complex; transcription factor TFIID complex. NCBI's taxonomy places the organism in Eukaryota, Metazoa, Chordata, Mammalia, Primates, Tarsiidae.
GUCUCAUGUUUCUUUCUCUCUUCGCCUGCCCAUGCCCCUUCCAGCGUCUUUGCCUCGCCACCCCGGGCAGCACCUUGUGGGGGAGGAGGGACUCCAGAAUGGCGGAAGAAAAGAAGCUCAAGCUCAGCAACACCGUGCUGCCCUCGGAGUCGAUGAAGGUAGUGGCCGAGUCAAUGGGCAUCGCCCAGAUUCAGGAGGAGACCUGCCAGCUCCUGACGGAUGAGGUCAGCUACCGCAUCAAGGAGAUUGCACAGGAUGCCUUGAAGUUCAUGCACAUGGGGAAGCGGCAGAAGCUCACCACCAGCGACAUCGACUACGCCCUGAAGCUGAAGAACGUCGAGCCGCUCUAUGGCUUCCAUGCUCAGGAGUUCAUUCCCUUCCGUUUCGCCUCUGGUGGGGGCCGGGAGCUUUACUUCUAUGAGGAGAAGGAGGUUGAUCUGAGCGACAUCAUCAAUACCCCUCUGCCCCGGGUGCCCCUGGACGUCUGCCUCAAAGCUCACUGGCUAAGCAUCGAAGGCUGCCAGCCCGCUAUCCCAGAGAAUCCACCCCCAGCUCCCAAAGAGCAGCAGAAGGCUGAGGCCACGGAACCUCUGAAGUCAGCCAAACCGGGCCAGGAGGAAGACGGACCCCUGAAAGGCAAAGGUCAGGGGGCUGCCUCAGCUGACGGCAAAGGGAAAGAAAAGAAGGCGCCGCCCUUGCUGGAGGGGGCCCCUUUGCGGCUGAAGCCCCGAAGCAUCCACGAGUUGUCCGUGGAGCAGCAGCUGUACUACAAGGAGAUCACAGAAGCCUGUGUGGGCUCCUGCGAGGCCAAGAGAGCGGUGGUGCACGAGCUGAUCCCAGCUGUGAUGACUUGCAUCGUGAGCAGACAGCUGUGCCUGCGACCGGACGUGGACAACCACUGGGCCCUCCGCGACUUUGCUGCCCGCCUGGUGGCCCAGAUCUGCAAGCAUUUCAGCACCACCACCAACAACAUCCAGUCCCGGAUCACCAAGACCUUCACCAAGAGCUGGGUGGACGAGAAGACGCCCUGGACGACUCGCUACGGCUCCAUCGCCGGCCUAGCAGAGCUGGGACAUGAUGUGAUUAAGACUCUGAUCCUGCCACGGCUGCAGCAGGAGGGGGAGCGCAUCCGCAGCGUCCUGGACGGCCCCGUGCUGAGCAACAUCGACCGCAUUGGGGCAGACCACGUGCAGAGCCUCCUCCUGAAGCACUGUGCCCCUGUCCUGGCAAAGCUGCGCCCACCACCUGACAAUCAGGAUGCCUACCGGGCAGAGUUUGGGUCCCUCGGGCCCCUCCUCUGCUCCCACGUGGUCAAGGCCCGGGCCCAGGCUGCUCUGCAGGCCCAGCAGGUCAACAGAACCACUCUGACCAUCACGCAGCCCCGGCCCACCCUGACCCUCUCGCAAGCCCCUCAGCCCGGCCCCCGGACCCCCGGGCUGCUGAAGGUCCCCGGCUCCAUCGCCCUCCCCGUGCAGACGCUGGUGUCCGCACGCGCUGCGGCCCCGCCACAGCCUUCCCCUCCCCCAACCAAGUUUAUCGUGAUGUCGUCGUCCUCCAGUGCCUCGUCCACCCAGCAGGUCCUGUCCCUCAGUACCUCAGCCCCCGGCCCGGGUUCCACCACCACCUCCCCGGUCACCACCACGGUCCCCAGCGUGCAGCCCGUCGUCAAGCUGGUCUCCACGGCCACCACCGCCCCGCCCAGCGCUGCUCCCUCCGGUCCUGGCAGUGUCCAAAAGUACAUCGUGGUCUCGCUCCCCCCGGCAGGGGAGGGCAAAGGAGGCCCCACCUCCCAUCCUUCCCCAGUGCCCCCCCCUUCCUCGUCCCCCUCCCCACUCGGCAGCAGUGCCCCGUGCGGGGUGAAGCAGGAAGCUGGGGACAGUCCCCCUCCAGCUCCAGGGACUCCAAAGGCUAACGGCUCCCAGCCUCUCAGCUCUGGCUCCCCUCAGCCCGCUCCUUGAUGCUCCACCCGCUGGCCCCGAUUCCUGCACAUGCGUACACACACACACAUGCACGCAGGACGGAAGAACGUAGUAGGCUGCUUCCUCCGUGUCACUUUCUUUUUAGAUCGCGUACAGCCAUUUCCUCAAAAUAAAAGUUUGGUUUGUAAGUUCA